Molecule: messenger RNA, 1881 nt
Organism: Oryza brachyantha (malo sina)
Lineage: Eukaryota; Viridiplantae; Streptophyta; Magnoliopsida; Poales; Poaceae
Product: TBC1 domain family member 13-like
Exons: 9
Coding region: 1-1317 (438 amino acids)
Biological process (GO): activation of GTPase activity; intracellular protein transport
Molecular function (GO): GTPase activator activity
Source: RefSeq, a predicted model, not a curated record
AUGCGGAAGAAGAAGGCGGCGGCGGCGGCGGCGCCGGUGCCGGAGUGGCUCAACAGCCCGCUCUGGUCGGCCCCGCCGCCGGCGCCCGCGCCCCCCGACCCCUACGGCGCCGACCUCUCCCCGCCCCCGCCCCCGCCCCCGCCCACGCCCAAGCCGCCCCCGCCGGCCGCUCCUCCGCCGUCGUACGAGCAGGCCGUGGGCUCGUCCAGGAGCGGGGAGAGGGAGGAGGAGGAGGACGGGGGUGGGGCCGCGCUCCGGGCGCACCUGCUCGCCGACUUCAAGCUUGCGCUCUCGAAGAAGGUGGUGAACAUGGGGGAGCUGCGGAGGCUCGCCUGCCUCGGCGUGCCCGAUGGUGGCGCCGGUGUUCGCCCUCUCGUCUGGAAGCUUCUCUUGGGAUAUUUGCCAACUGAACGCGCUUUUUGGCCUCACGAGUUAGAAAAGAAGCGAAGCCAGUAUAGUGCAUAUAGAGAUGAAUUUCUUCUAAAUCCUUCAGAAAAAAUACGAAGAUUUGAGGAGUCAAAGUUGUUAAGGAAGAAAGAAUUAAAUAGUGACAACAUUGGCCUUCUACCAAGAUCCAAAGUUACUAAUGAAGAGCACCCUUUGAGCUUUGGUAAAUCUAGCUUGUGGAACCAAUACUUCCAGGAAUCAGAAAUCCUAGAACAGAUAGACCGAGAUGUGAAGAGAACACAUCCUGAAAUGCCCUUUUUCUCUGCCAAGUCUAACCAGGAAUCUCUAAGGCGUAUUCUCAUUAUCUUUUCAAAAUUAAAUACUAGUAUAAGAUACGUGCAAGGGAUGAAUGAAGUUUUGGCACCUCUUUUUUAUGUAUUCAAGAAUGACCCUGAUGCAAGCAACUCGGCCUCGGCUGAAGCAGACACUUUCUUUUGCUUUGUUGAAUUACUCAGUGGCUUUAAAGAAAACUACUGUAAGCAUCUUGACAACAGCCAAGUGGGUAUUCGAUCUACACUUUCAAAGUUGUCUCAGCUCUUGAAGAGACAUGAUGAAGAGCUAUGGCGACAUAUGGAGAUCACUACAAAGGUAUACCCACAAUACUAUGCGUUUAGAUGGAUCACAUUACUGUUGACAAUGGAGUUCAGCUUCAAUGUGUGCAUUCACAUUUGGGAUGCUAUUUUGGGUGAUCCGGAAGGCCCUCCGGACACCUUGCUGAGGAUAUGCUGUGCCAUGCUUAUCCUUGUCCGGAGGCGCCUCCUUGCUGGAGACUUCACUGCCAACAUCCAGCUUCUGCAACACUACCCACUGACUAACAUUGACCACCUCCUUCACAUUGCUAACCGACUGAGAGGAAGCGUAGCCAGCUAGUGAUGCAUUUUCUUUUUCUGCAUAGUUGUACCUUAAUCUUUGCCGUGUGUGUUCAUCUGAUCAUAUUGCAAGGCAAACACAACGGUAGAUAGCUUGAAAGUUAGGUGGAUGUGCUUAUCCCAUUUUGGUGUGGGUGUGUGGCUGGAUGCAUUUCUUCUUGUGUUUACAUAAGAAACAUCUCCUCCCUAUGGAAAAAAGGAUCAGUUUUUCUUGUUCAUAUGAAAAGUUGUUGUUUGAUGUGUUACCUUAUAGACUAGAGAGAUGAGGGGGGACUUAGAGACUAGUAGGAAAGAACUAUGGUUGAGCACCUCAUAAACAAAUCAAUAGUUUUUAAGAGCUUUAGCCAUUAGUUAUAUCUGUCAAUGUUGGAUAAAAAUUCCUGCUUCCUCAAAAGUGUUCUUGCCUUCUUGGUCUCAGUUGCGUCUGUAACCGAAAUAUGUACUGUGGACUUUGAGAAAAUCAGGAUGAAAGUUGUAGACUUGAAUAAGAGUUUCUUUAAAAUUCACAUUUGUACUAAUUUUUUUACUUGUAAGGAAUUGCAAAUACUCGCAUUCGUUUAAUUUU